AUGACAACUGAAUUCGAUGGUCGACGAAAAGAUUUGCUGAAGUUAAAUUCAAAGGCCUGGGCUGGAGAGUACAGCUUCCCUCUUGCAUCCAAGUUGGAUUCAUCGUUAAAGAAAAAUUCGGCAUUCAUCAAAAAGGCCAAAACUGGCUUAAAUCAAGAACAGUAUUCCAACGUUUUAAAAGACAUUGGAUCUGUUUCCAUUGAAAAGUACUUGUCUGAAGUUAUUGUGUCGCUCGUGGAGGGCUUGUGCAAAGUUUCAAAGAAUGAUGAAAUUAAUGCAGCAAUAGAGGUUGUGUCUGCCUUACAUCAGAGGUUUGGGAAACAAUUUACGGCCGACUUGUUUAAUCAUAUCUUGGUGCAGAUAAUGAAUCCAUCGAAUGCAGAAUCAGCUGACAAGGAGGAAGCCUCUCGAGCAUCUCGACAGAAGAAUCUAUUGCGUUUAGUGGGUGAGUUUUACAUUGUGGGGGUCCUACGAACUGCGUCCGUCUAUUUGGAUGUUCUAGAUGCAAAAAUAAUCAAAGUUUAUUCGUUGGACAAGAGAAGAAACGAGCCAAUAUUGACAUUAUUGUUGAAGUAUCUACUCAACUUUAACCUUGAACUGGGUAGAAGCUUGAACAUUGUGCAAUCUUUCUUGAAAAGAUUUGGCCACAUCAUUUUUAGUGAUAGUGACUUAUUGUCUCUGGACACAAGGCAUGUGCUAACUCAGAUUUUUUUGAUCUAUACGCAAGCUGUUUUUGGUGUCUUGUUGAAGUUGAAGAAGCAAGUUCAUAAGCUCGAUGUGCGCAACAAGAAAGCGUCAAUCAGAACAGGACGUAUUCAAGAAAGUGAGCAAUUUGAGUUGGAUGAAACGACGAAAUUAUUUGAACAGUUCAAAGCCACGGCAAGCUUUUUAUCCCAGAUUUGUAGUUUACCUUUGCCCGAGGGUUUAAAUGAUGCAGCAGAGGAUGAGGAAGAAGAAGACAAUUCAGUUGAAGUUGUGAAACAAUAUGUGCCCAAUGAUGAAGAUCUGUUUGGGAUUUGGGAAGAUUCAAAGGAGAAAAACUUUUACACCGUGAUCCCACUGCUUGGUGAAUUAUUGGAGGCUCACCCAGAAGCCCCUAGUAGUAAAUCUACCCAAGCUCAUAAAGAUGGUGAAAAGAUUCAGGAAUUCUUGGAUAGAUUGGAAGAUGUACGAGGUAACGAUUUGGAGCAGCUCGUGGUGGAGUUUAACAAUUUAAAUUUGAAUAACAAAGCUACAAAGAAUAGAAUAAUGCGUUUUUUCAUUGAAACAUCCACAUUGAAUAACUUAAGGUACUAUACGAGAUUUUUGAAAAUUAACGAACUUAAUUUGACCGACUUGAUUGGGGAAUUGAUCACGUAUUUGGACAAAGGUUUCCGAUCUCAAAUUCAUAGAAACAAACUCAACGUAAAGAACAUUUUAUUUUUCGUUGAGUUAGUCAAGUUUAAGAUGGUGCCGAUACACGUUGUGUUUCACAAAAUUCGUAGCUUGACUUUGAAUAUCACAUCAACAAACAAUAUAGAAAUAUUGACUGUUUUUUAUGAGCAUGUGGGGAGGUUCUUAUUGCAUGAUGCGGAUAGUAAAGACUUGAUGCGAGAAAUGAUUGAUUUGUUGAGAGAAAAGCUGAAGCAGUCAAAUUUGAAUGUGAAUGACAAGUUAGCCAUUAACAAUUUAUUAAUCACAGUGGAGCCACCGGUAACAAAAGUGCAGACUCUAAGAGAGGCGCCAGUAUUAUCACCUAAGCAGAUGUUUAUUCAAAAAGUAUUUCGAAGUGAACUAAGCCAAGAAACACAAUCGCUUAUUGUCAAGCUAUUUAAGUCAACGUUUGUUCAAGUUGGCCAAGCUGAAUUUCAAACCUUGGUUGGUUGCUUUUCCAAUCCACAAUUGUUAAACUACGACAAUAUCCCUUCACUUGCAAAAGUGUUGCUGGAGUUUAGCAAUAAAAAUAAAACGCUAUUGGUGAUGUCGGUGGACACCACGAUUGAGAACAUUGUCCGAGGCUUGGAAUUGAAUGACUUUAGAAUGAAUAGGACUAGAAUGGCGCAGGUGAAGUACUUAGCAGAAUUGUACAACUCCAAAGUUAUCAAUUUCAAACUUGUCAAUGAUAUGUUGUACCGUAUCCUUUGUUAUGGUCAUCCACAGAACCAACCUUUGCCACAAAAUUGGGAUGUUGAUAUUGACUUGCCAAAUAACUAUUUCCGUAUUCAAAUGUGCUGUCUAUUGCUAUUAUCAAUAAAGUCGAUAUUUGUUGAUACAGACGUUGGGAGGAAGAAGUCUCUGAAUCGUGCUGCAAGUAUCAAGCGCAGAAAUGACAUUAAUAAGGAUCUUUUGGGUGUGUUUUUAACUUUUUUCCAAUAUUACAUGUACUGUAAGGAGAUGCCCUUCCCUGUGGAUGUCCGCUUCAAAUUAGAUGAUUUGUUUAAAAAGUACAAGAAUAUCCCAACCGUGAAACGAUAUGAGUCGAUACAAGAUGCUGUUAGAAGUUUAGGUGGCGCCAUGCAGAAAAGGAGGGAAGCGGAGUCAUUAUUGGAGAAGGAAGAUGAAGCUAUUGAGGACCAGUCGGAGGUAGAGGCAAAGUCGGCCAAUAUGAGUUCAGAUGAGGAUAGUGAUGCCAAUGAUGACGAUGAUGACGAUGAUGAUGAUGAUGAUGACAAUGAAGAAAGUGAAGAUGACGACGAUGAAGAAAGUGAAGAUGGUGAGGAUGACGAUAGUGAAGAUGAGGAUGAGGAAAGUGAGUCGGAGGAAGAAACUGAAGAUAUCGGUGAAGAAGAUUCGUCGCACGUAUCUUCAUCUGAAGAUCAAAUUACCGAGGCUGAGAGAUUAAGGCUUGAAGCAGAGCGCAAAUUCCAAGAAGAUUUGGAUCGAGAGUUUCAGAAAAUCAUGAUUGAAUCUUAUGGACCAACACAGCAACAACAGAAAUUGCUGCAGCAACAGCAGUAUCAGCAACAGUAUCAGCAGCUGGGCAAACAACCCACUUUCAAACAAGCUUUGCCUCUUCCCAGUCAAAUCAACAUUCCUGAGAAUGCUUCAACUGGAGUCAAACAACAGAAUGGUACCGUGGCUUUUGGAUUGUUGACCAAGAACGGUAAAAAUCAAAAGGUUAAGCAAUUUAGUUUACCGUCAGAUAACAUAUUCGCCGAGUCGGUGGUGCGAGAACAAGAGAAUCGGAAGCGUGAUAAACAACGGAUUAUGAAACUUGCAUCUAGAAUGGAUGACUGA
This is a messenger RNA of Lodderomyces margitis, 3216 nucleotides long. RefSeq lists its product as uncharacterized. The transcript has a single exon. The record is from RefSeq and is a predicted model, not a curated record. The coding region runs from base 1 to 3216 and encodes 1071 amino acids. Gene Ontology annotation, cellular component: cytoplasm; exon-exon junction complex. Gene Ontology annotation, molecular function: protein binding; RNA binding. Lineage: Eukaryota; Fungi; Ascomycota; Pichiomycetes; Serinales; Debaryomycetaceae. Gene Ontology annotation, biological process: nuclear-transcribed mRNA catabolic process, nonsense-mediated decay.